AUGAAUGUUGAUGAUCCCGCCAUCUUUAUUCAAUGGAACAAUAACGGGUUCAAUGACACCCCAAUGGCAAAUUGUCGUAAUGGGGUGGCUGGCCAGACAAAAGCUGCUAUUAUCAAUUAUAUUGUAGGAAGUGGUGGUGUAGAUUUCAACU
Racocetra fulgida is the source of this 151-nucleotide messenger RNA. The record is from the annotation of a GenBank genome assembly. Lineage: Eukaryota; Fungi; Glomeromycota; Glomeromycetes; Diversisporales; Gigasporaceae.